Messenger RNA from Blepharisma stoltei, 402 nucleotides. The record is from the annotation of a GenBank genome assembly. NCBI's taxonomy places the organism in Eukaryota, Ciliophora, Heterotrichea, Heterotrichida, Blepharismidae.
AUGAAAAAAAUAGCGAGCAUUAAGAUUUCAAGACCCACUAUUAAAGCAUCAAAAAUUACCAUGGCAUUUGAAGAAUCUCAUGCCCUAAAAUCAAAAGAUGGCUCGAAAAGGAGUAAAUCUCAUAAUUCAGCUCGACAAGUAAAGAAUAUUUAUAUAGAAGAAUUGAAAAUAAAAAAUAUACCUUAUAUUUCUACAUCAGGAUUUAAACCUGCAUGGAGGGCUUUAUUGCAAUUUGAUGACGAUGAACCAUUGUCUCAGUUAUCUUCACGCGACAAAAAGUUCUCUUCAAAGAUAGUAAAAAAUACAACUGAAAAAAUAGCACAUUUUCAAGAAAAUAAGCGUCUUAUUCUCUCAAUGAAAUUUGCUAUGAAUUAUUUGCAAUUAAAUAGUGUUCUCGAAUAA